Molecule: messenger RNA, 5761 nt
Organism: Musca vetustissima
Lineage: Eukaryota; Metazoa; Arthropoda; Insecta; Diptera; Muscidae
Product: protein furry-like
Exons: 19
Coding region: 1-5748 (1915 amino acids)
Biological process (GO): cell morphogenesis; neuron projection development
Cellular component (GO): cell cortex; site of polarized growth
Source: RefSeq, a predicted model, not a curated record
AUGUUUAGGUAUUUUCUUUUCAUUACAGAAGAUGACAAAGUGGGAACAUUGGAUGUUUUGCUAAGUAGUGCUUAUUGCCGUUCGCAGCGUUUCUUGUCCAAACAAUUGGCCCAGUUGCGUCCGGAGCUGACAAUGUCAAUGUUUUCAGAAAUUACACACCGCUUUCAAACAGCCCGAGAAGAUGUGCGUACACUAUUGUUGCAAUGUUUACAGCCAUGGCUGCAUAAUAUGGAAUUGGUUGCAACAACAGUGCCCCCAGCCACGCCAUUGUCGUACAUCAUGUAUUUCCCCGACUCUGGAACGAGGGGACGACGAGAAGGUACCGGUUCAACAGAGGCCACUGAAAUGAUACUGAACAAUCUAUUCUAUAUAACAGCUAAGUUUUCCGAUACACAUCCGCGUGACAUUGAAGAGCUAUGGGGUACCCUUUGUCAAUUUUGGCCGAACAAUUUAAAGGUGAUACUACGCUACCUGGUGAUAAUGAGUGGCAUGGCGCCCAACGAAUUACUGCCCUAUGCUAAACGUGUCGCUCUGUAUUUGGCCCGCACAUGUCCGGAUCGUCUCUUGGAUGAGUUAAUGGCAGAACUGCAAACUGUCGAGACCCUCAACUGCCUAAUUGAACGUACAGAAACACCACCAUUUUAUCGCUUGACCAGCAUGCGUAAAGCCUCCAGUCAUUCAGCUGAUGGACAACCCGUCGGUGGAAUCAACGAUUCUCGUAUCCAAGAUCUUACUGUAGAAAAGGGUACAAUUCAUACAAAACGUCACAGUGGUGAGGAUCCAAUAAAAACCGGCACAUGUAAAUCGGAUAGCGGCAUAAGAGCAUUUACUCAGGCCACUAAUAAUCGACCACCGCGUGGUGCCGACAAAAUACGUGCAGCUUCCGGACCAUCUAUAUUACCCAGACCAGAAGAUAUACUUAUUAAUGAUCCAGAGUCACGUCAAGAAGAAAAUGUGGAAUUACGUUCGUCGGAAGUAUCGCAUACAGCUCCAGUUGCAGCACCACAUCCUUUACCGAUGCCAGAAUAUGGUGGUUAUUUUGCACCGCUAACAGAGUUCUUGCCUGAUGUCAGUUUGCCAAUAAGUGGUUUCCAUAGGUGUAAUGUUGCUGUUAUGCUACUCACGGACAUUGUGGUAGAUGGUAUACCCGGCAUUGAUUGGACUCUUCAUUUGCCAUUGAUGUUGCACAUUCUCUUUUUGGGUUUGGAUCAUAAUCGUGUGAUUGUACGUGAACAUUGCAAACAGCUGUGUAUGAAUUUAUUGAUUGUAUUGGCUGAGCACAAUGACCAUUUGACAGUGGCUCGUAUUCUAUUGAACAGUGAGACGACAAAGCUUGAUUUGGGUUUGACAGUGCCAUCAUUGCCAGUGAUCGAUAAUUAUUUUACAGAAUCUCAUCAAGAAUUCGAUAGUUAUCUGUACAACAAUUGCUAUGUAAUAGCAACAUCAUCGAAUCUUAAUUCAACGUCACAGCAGCAGCAACAACAACAGCAUAUACUGCCUUUGGGUGCUUCAAAUUCAACAGUAUCCGGCUUGUAUGCUGUACAACAGUAUCAGGUUACCAACUAUGUUAAUCAACAACAACAGUUAAUUGUUGCAACUGGAAAUAUUCAGCAGCAGCAACAACAACAACAACAAGAUAACCACAUAAAUCUACAACAACCACCACCAAUUAAUCAAUUAUCAGCAUCGACACAGCAACAUGCUAUGCCGCCUACACAGGCCCAGUCAUUGCAACAACAACAAUCAUCCACACAAACAAUGGUGCAAAUCAAUCCGAAUACCACCGAAAAUUCUGAAGUUCCUUUAAUAAUAACAGCCGAUGAAAAUGCCCCACCCCAACCGGGUCCAACAAUGCCAAUAAUGCAUGUCAUUAAAAGUUUAUUGAAAUUUUUAGCUCAAGAAUCUUCCCAGCCCUUGUGGAACUACGAAGAUAUAACAGCCAAGGUUUGGUCCAUUAAAUCGGCCGAGCAGUUGAGCUGUUUCUUGCGCCACAUUGUCAAAGUGUUUUCCGAUAGCUACCUCCAAGCCCGUAUAGCAGAGCGUUGGGCCCAAACAGCUCUACAACUGGGUCUCUCUUGCUCAUCUCGCCACUAUGCCGGUCGUUGCCUUCAAAUUUUCCGAGCCCUAAAUGUGCCUAUCAACUCUCGCAUGUUGUCCGAUAUUUUAUCACGUUUAGUGGAAACUGUUGCCGAACAAGGCGAAGAUAUGCAGGGCUAUGUAACCGAACUCUUACUAACGCUCGAAGCCGCUGUCGAUAGUUUGGAUUCCGAUUUUAGGCCGUUAGAUGUAAUGAAGGACAUUUUCAAGAGCACUCCAAAUCUAAACAACAAAGAUGGCGGACCGAACUCAAUAUUGCCGGGUGGUAAAAAAUCACCCUCAGGUAUGACACCGCAAUCACCGAACUUCUCAUUGCAAAGUCACGCACGCAGCACUAGCUACUCGGUAUCGUAUUGCGCUCGUAAAUCCACAAACUCUCCAUGUGACAAGCAAGUUGAGCUACGUAACAGAGCUACUGGAAUCGACAUGGAACGUAAUAUGGCAAAAUUCGGCAUAGUUAGCGGUUCGGCAUUAUCGCGUUCACGCAGUGCUCAAAGUUUGAAAAUGUUAGGAGAUACCGCUACACAAGAUGAUAAAAUGACAAUAUUGGCACAAUUGUUUUGGUUAUCUGUAUCACUAUUGGAAAGUGAUUAUGAACAUGAAUUUCUUUUGGCUUUAAGACUUUUGACGAGGGUACUUCAUCGAUUGCCGCUGGAUCGUCCCGAUGCUAGGGAUAAAGUUGAAAAGUUACAACAACAAUUGAAGUGGGCUGGUUAUCCCGGUGUACAUGCUUUACUGUUAAAGGGCUGCACACAUACGGCAACUUAUGAACCCACCAUUACUUUGUUAUCACAAUUUGCUCCAUUGCUCAAUUUGCCGGUGUGUGAUCCGACACAAAGUUGUGCUUUCCCCAUGAAUGUUAUUGCCCUACUACCGUAUAUGCUCUUACACUAUGAAGAUGCCAAUGAGAUAUGUAUACGCAGUGCUGAAAAUAUUGCUCAAGUCUCCUCCGAAUUGGGUGCGAAAUUGGAAAAUCUUGGAACUGUAAUGACACUCUACAGCCGCAAAACAUUUUGCAAAGAAUCAUUUCAAUGGACAAAGUGUGUUGUUAAAUAUCUUCAUGAUACCUAUGCACAUAUGGGUCUGCAUAUGUUGGCCUUCCUAAUUGAGGUCUUAGAGAAGGGACCACAACAAAUCCAAGUACCAGUGUUGAAUGUUAUUCAUUGUAUGCUGCACUAUGUGGAUUUGUCGGCACCGCAGGCACAGACAAUAAAUGCGGAUUUGUUAAGAGCGAUUGGAAAAUAUUUGGAGACUCCCAACUGGAAGGAUUCCCUGAAAAUACUUAAACUGAUCGUUACGCGCAGUUCAUCGUUGCAAGUUGUGCCGCCAAGUGAAGGCGGCAGCGUUGGGUUUUCGUUCUCUUUCUAUGGUACAUAUCCGGAUUCGGAUAUGUUCUGUAAAAAGGAACUAGCCGGACGUACUAUGGAAUUUACAUUCGAUGUAUCGCAAACACCGCUAAUCGGUCGUCGCAUUCUAUUGAAAACUGAUGAAAACGCAUCGACAGGCGGUGCCAACAAUACUAAUACAAAUAAUGCCCCAUCUAGUACAACGACCAGCACAAAUGCGGCAGUGAGCAGUACAACUGGACAAAAUCCAAACAACAAAGGCAAUGCCUACAACAACAACAAUGGCAAUUCACAUUUACAUCAACAAUCUUCAAUGCAUAACAACAGUAAUGUGGGAACACCCAAUUCUCCAAGGCGUAGUGCCAGUUUAUCGCCAGCCGAUACGGCACCAUUAAGCGGCUGGAAACGUCCUUGGAUGUGUCAAAGUCGUGUCAGAGAGUGUUUGGUGAAUUUACUCACAACAUGUGGACAACGUGUUGGCUUGCCAAAAUCUCCAUCGGAUGACUUUAUAAAUUCCAUAUGCUCAAAGGUUAUAUUCAGUCAAUCGUCUGAUCUAAUGGAACGACAAUCAUCGGCCGCCUCAUCGACAGAAGAAACUUCGGGACCACAGGGUGAUUUGAGCAGUGGUUCACGUCGUGAUGAUGGUCAACCCGAUUUUACGGUCUUCAAAGAUUUCGAUUUCUUGGAGUAUGAAGAUAGUAUUGCAGGGGAAUCAACUGAUAACUUUAACUGGGGCGUACGGCGUCAUCAAUUGUUUGAAGGUGACGAAGACAUACUAACAUGUGGUGCAGGUGGAAUGGGUGGUGGUGGCACCGGUUCCAUUAAGGGCGGCCACUCGUCAGCAUUGGAGGAUAGUUUCAGCGAUAAAACACCCAUAUUAAGCAAACGUCGGCGACAAACCGCCGAUGAUUCAUCUGACGAGGAAGCCGAAUCAGAAUCGCCCAUUGAUGAAGAUCAUCGUCAGUCGUUUAAGUCUGGUUUCAAUGUGGGACCUCCAACCUCAUUGAGUUUAAGAGAAAGAAGACGUCGCAAUUCGGUAUCACGUAGUGAUACGAGCGGUUCCAGUGCCGGUGAUUUGGGUGACAUAACGCCUUGUAAUGCCUCACCACAUUUGCCGGGCAUUAUACGUUUUGGAGCCGCCGUACGUGACGAAGCUGAAGAAAAUUGGCGCAAACAAUUACAGGCUAUGCUAAUCAAUCAACCAUCAGCACAUACUUCCGAAUUGUUGAUGCAAUUGUAUCGUCUCAUUAAAGAGUUGACAUUUAAAACCAUCAGCAUUUCAAAAGAAGCAAAGAAAUUCUUUACCGGCAUCGGUUCCCAAUUGGGUAAUCGUAUUUCGUUAUUUACGGAUUUGUUGAGUUCCAGGGCAGAUCCGCCAAGAGUUUGGUGUAGUGAACAUCAAACAACUACGCCAAGGCUAUUUGAGACGUUGCGUUUCAAUGUCUUGGAAGUGCAAGAACAUUUGGAGACAUUUUUCGAUCGCAAAGAUCAAGUGCUGGAGUGCCUUGAUUCGGUAAAGUCUUCCUGUAAAUUAUCUCUAUUCAGUGAAAAUGAUGUUGCUGCUUCGGGACUUGAUCUAGCCUCAACAUCUAAUAUACCAUAUAUGCCGUUUGAUCCAGCAUCCACAGAGGUGGUUUUAGAUUUGGGUAGAGCCCUGUACAAAUUAAUGUUUCAACUAUUGCUUCUGAUCGAAUCGAAUCAUAAAAUCAGCUCGAAUGUUGUCAAUCAUUUUAGACAGAAUGAAAACGUUCAGGAUAUAUCCGAUUUGUAUACUCUAGUGAGAGAUGCUUUAGUUCGUAGCAUAAGUGAAACCGAAUUGGAAACAUUGGACACUUCCACCUCAACAGAAGGUGAACAUACACCCACACCCUCGCCUGGUAUUCCCAUGUCGCAGGAAGAAUUCGAAACAACACUUCACGAACUGAUAGAUGCUCAGAAAUGGUCAGCAGCCAUUGCCCAUGUUCGUCAAUAUAAACGUGUUUCACAGAUGACAGGAUCAAAUCUGAAUUUGACUAUAUUUAGCUAUACUAAUCUGGACAAUCGUCUGAAAUACGAUGAGAUGUCAAUAAUAUUGAAUGCCUAUGCACAAAGCAUAAUGAAGGAUAGGCAAGAAGCAUUUAUUGUCUCAAAAUCAGAAUCCGAACUAUUUGAAGUUUAUGCCAUAUUAUCGGAGAAUUUGUAUCAUGUUUCCAGUGCAUUGACAACCAUGGAAAUCAAUAUGAAAAGCUAUACUCAAACUCAUGCUUCAAGUUCAUCACACGCUUUUCGUGGUGGUGAAUCAAGUGACAGAGUUACAAAUCUCUAAAUUACACAAUAAU